UGCCCGCCACCGCCAGUCCGCCGCCGGCCGUCUCGCGCCCCGCUCGUCUGUGCUGCGCUCCACGUCUCGCGAGUGUUCCCGAGUGAUGUCGACUUGUGACUAGUGCCAUGAUCGUGCUCCGUUGUGCCCUGGUCGCGGCGCUGCUCGCCCUCGCCGCCGCCGCCUGGCAGGAGAACGUCAGGCCCAAAGUCUUCGCGCAAUUAGGGGUCGACGACACACACAAGUUCCUCGGCAAUGAGACUCACACAGACUACUUCAGGUUAUUAUUGAGGGACGGGAACUACUUAUUAGUCGGCAGCAGAAACGUGGUGUAUAACCUAAGCCUGACCGACCUGACGGAGCAGCGCCGCCUCGUGUGGUACUCUCCGCCCAACGACGUGCAGAUGUGCGUCGUCAAAGGAAAAGAUGAGGAGAGCUGUCAGAACUACAUCCGCGUGCUAGUCUCGCUUGGUCCGGGACGGUUGCUGGUUUGCGGCACCAACAGCUUCAAGCCGUUCUGCAGGGAGUACAGUGUGCAACGCGACUCCUACCACAUGGAGAGAGAGAAGUCCGGCCAAGCAGUCUGUCCCUAUGACCCGGACCAUAACUCCACCGCAGUCUAUGCUGAUGGUGAAUUAUAUUCGGGUACAGUCGCUGACUUCAGUGGUAUGGAGCCAAUCAUAUACAGGGAACCUUUACAAACAGAACCAUAUGAUUCAAUGACGUUAAAUGCUCCCGACUUCGUGAACUCCUUGGUGCAUGGUAACUUCGUGUAUUUCUUCUUCCGGGAGACCGCCGUUGAAUACAUCAACUGUGGCAAGGCGGUAUUCUCAAGAGUAGCUCGCGUGUGCCGCGACGACCGUGGUGGGCCACAUCGCUUCAAGCAGCGAUGGACAUCAUUCCUUAAGUCGCGGCUUAACUGCUCCGUUGCUGGCGACUUUCCGUUUUAUUUUAAUGAAAUACAGUCUACAACAGAGUUAAUAGAGGGUGUGUACGGAGGACUGAACGCUCAGCUGAUAUACGGCACGUUCACAACGCCACCUAACAGCAUCUCUGGUAGCGCGGUCUGCGCUUUCAGUAUGCAAGACAUCGCUGACACGUUUGAGGGAACAUUCAAAGAACAAAGCGCGAUCAACUCAAACUGGUUACCUGUUAAUAGCGCUAAGGUUCCUGAACCUCGUCCGGGCACGUGCAACAACGACUCGCGGCAACUGCCGGACCAGACAUUGAACUUCAUCAAGACACACGCCCUCAUGGACGAGUCCGUCCCCACGUUCUUUGGCGAGCCGAUAGUCAUUAGAACGAGUUUUCACUACAGAUUUACGCAAAUAGCUGUAGAUCCUCAAGUGAAGACACCAGGGGGAAAGGCUUAUGACGUGUUAUUUAUUGGCACAGACAAUGGCAAAAUAAUAAAGGCAAUAAACGCUGUAUCGUACGACUCGAACAAGCGCGCAGUGCCAGUCGUGGUGGAGGAGCUGCAGGCGUUCGGUGCGGGGUCUCCGGUGCGCGCGCUGCGUGUCGCCCGCGCCGGCCGCGACGCCGCCCGCCUCAUCGCAGUCUCCGACCGCGAGGUGCUCAGUCUGCGCCUGCAUCGCUGCUCCAGCGACAAGAUCAGCUCCUGCUCAGAAUGCGUGGCGCUGCAGGACCCGUACUGUGCGUGGGACAAGCAGGCUGGCCGCUGCCGCGCCUACUCGCACGGUGUCAGCCGCUGGCUUGAUGACACCGCCUUCUACCAGAGCGUCAGCACCGGCAGCCACGCCGCCUGCCCACACAGUAAAGACGCGAGUGCAGUAGGCGGGCUGAGCUCGGGCCUGUACGAUGACGCGCGCGGAGAGAGCAAGGGCGAGGUCAUCAACAUUGUGCAGGAUAAGGACGGGAAAGGGAGCACCAACAAUAACGAAGGUCCCGAGGUGCUGGCAGCAGAUCCAGUGCCAGCUGCGUACUCUGUGGAGACGCUGGCGCUGGCGGUGGCGGCGGGCGCGCUGUGUGCGCUGGGCGCGGGCUUUGCCGCCGGCUACCUGUGCGGCCGCCGCUGCCGGAAGGAUGAAGACGACAAUAUGCCCUACCCCGACACUGAGUACGAAUAUUUCGAGCAACGACAGAAUAUUAACAGAAUCCAAGCAGAACCGAAGCUUCUGCAGCAAGUGGAAGAGGUGACGUACGCGGAGCCGGUGCUGGCGCCGCAGCCGAAGCCGGCGUCACCGCGAGCCACCCUGCGCAAGCACGCGCCGUACCACGCGCCGCACACGCACCCCAACAUGCACGCGCACCCGCACCACGAGACACUCUUCCAGUUCCAGCCCGACAACUACCGCCGCGACAACUUCGGCACUCUGCGCUCUCAUCAGGUCAAUGGCGACGGCUACCGGCGCGGCAACGACAACGGCUUCUCGACCACGCGCUCAGUGAAGAAGGUGUACCUCUGAGAAACGAGCGGGGCGGACGCGCGCGACACCAUGCACCAGCACAAGCAUAAUGCGCACCACCAUCAUACCUUGGUGUCGCAGCGCAGCAGCGGCUCGGGUUCGGGCUCGGGGUCCGGCAGCGGCGGCGGCUCUUCAUCGUCGCCCUCGCCGCCCUCCUCCUCGCCCUCGCCCUCGGGGGAG
Messenger RNA from Papilio xuthus (Asian swallowtail), 2585 nucleotides. It is a transcript of the gene Sema1a, whose product is annotated as semaphorin 1a. Bases 108 to 2405 code for a protein of 765 amino acids. Gene Ontology annotation, molecular function: semaphorin receptor binding; chemorepellent activity. Gene Ontology annotation, cellular component: plasma membrane. The record is from RefSeq and is a predicted model, not a curated record. Gene Ontology annotation, biological process: neural crest cell migration; positive regulation of cell migration; negative chemotaxis. Lineage: Eukaryota; Metazoa; Arthropoda; Insecta; Lepidoptera; Papilionidae. The transcript is spliced from 17 exons.